Molecule: messenger RNA, 768 nt
Organism: Mercenaria mercenaria
Lineage: Eukaryota; Metazoa; Mollusca; Bivalvia; Venerida; Veneridae
Product: complement C1q-like protein 4
Exons: 2
Coding region: 70-666 (198 amino acids)
Molecular function (GO): protein binding
Source: RefSeq, a predicted model, not a curated record
GAAUAAUUUCAUCUCGCACAAAUUUACAAGUUGGAACAUAGAUUACGAUCAAGAUUGAUAUAGCGCAAUAUGAGCUUCAACUGCACACUCGUGUUAUGUUUCCUCUUUGGAUGCACUAGUGGUCUGCUAGACGGUUUGCAAGAACACACGAUAGAAGCGAGAUUUCAGAUUCUGACGCAGGAGAUAAACAAGUUACAGCAAACUGUGGCAGCUUUACAGAAACAAGUAGACAGUCAAAAUGCCACCCAGACAAUGCCCAUCGCCUUUACAGCCAGUUUACAAAACACGAUCACAAACAUGGGAUCUCACCAGCAGAUCGUUUUUGACUAUGUUAUCACAAACAUAGGGAACGCGUACAGUCCUUCACACGGCCACUUCACCGCUCCGAUUAGAGGUGUGUACGCUUUCUUCGUUAUGAUAACAGAUAUCCCUGGACAUUCUGCCAGUAUUCAGCUUUUGAAAAAUGGACAGUGGAUCGGACAUGCGUUAGCCAACGGAAGCAGCCAAGAUGGCAACCUUUAUGUGACGUCAACUCUUCCAGUCGUAGUGCAGCUACAGAAAGGUGAUGAAGUUUGGGUCCAGAACGAAGGUUCCUUCUCAACUGUUGAAGAGCUGGACGGUGGUAGCUGGUCGUCAUUUUCAGGUCAUCUUGUUGCCGCUAACUAACAGAGGGAGCCAAAAAUCAUCCGAAUAGACAUGUGUCUCUAGAAAGGACCUUUUGUGUCUUGUAAUAAAAAUAAUUUAGAAAUAAAAAGUAUUGAUCUAAAA